Molecule: messenger RNA, 1661 nt
Organism: Bactrocera neohumeralis
Lineage: Eukaryota; Metazoa; Arthropoda; Insecta; Diptera; Tephritidae
Exons: 6
Coding region: 84-1661 (525 amino acids)
Biological process (GO): mitochondrial protein catabolic process; mitophagy by internal vacuole formation
Cellular component (GO): mitochondrial outer membrane
Source: RefSeq, a predicted model, not a curated record
AAAAACAAAAUCGAACACUUAUAAACAUUCCACGCAGACGACAGAUACUAUUGAAGAAUCAUCAGGAAUCGGUGAAUGACACAAUGGCCGAUAGUCGUGAACGUAUACGUGGUCCACCACGUGAUGGUCGCGAAUUUCUCACCAGUCCCAGACAAGUAUUGCGACGUUUAAUGUUGCUCUCCGAGGGACGUCAAUAUAGAGAGGCGGCAGGUGUUGUGGGUCGACUGGGACCGUCCGUUUUGCGUUCAGUCAUAGCAGAGUUGCCCAUCGACUUGCUGCUGGAACAUUUACCGCACAGCGCCUAUCUGCUGGAGUCAUUUUUCACAAGAUUAAUCACAGUCAAUCCCUCACCAAAACCGGAUGUACCCAUAGAAUCAGUUGUUUGGCAGCUGGUGCGUCUCUUUUCAUAUCCCCACGAGUCAGGUAUGCGGCAACGUUGCGCGAAGCUUACACAGGCCAUAGCUCAGUAUGAACCCAGUUUGCGUCAGGCACUGCGCGAGCGGCGAAAAUCCUUCGAUAACGCCGUGCAAGGUUUGGGUGUGCACGGUUUGACCACAGACGCCACCGGACAGUUAAUAUCACUGCAUCAUGCGCUCAAGACCGAAUUGCAAAGACAUUUGGAUAUAUACAAAAUGGCCAUACAUAAAUUGGAAGAGCUGAGCAUGGUGACUGCGCAUCAAGAUCCAGCACAUUCCUCCCAUCAACGCUUGCUUGCCAUCAACUACGGUGACAUACAACAAAGACUGAUCGAGAACAAAACCCUGCUCACCAUGCUGGAUAAGCCGGCCUUAAAGCAGCUGGCAAGUCUUGUAGAGAAUCUUAGUCAACGUGUGGAGAAUGAUAAAGAGGUGUUGAAGUGUGUGGGCCAAGUGAAACGUUUAGAUGGUAAAGCUUGUAUAGAGAAACGUCCGGCGGCCGGUUUAUUAAUGAACUUCGCGCAAGGUUGCGAAGCUGUGCUACAGCUUAUGGGUCCCGAAAGUCUACCGACAAGCCCGACUGCCAUUUGUAGCGGUAGCAACAGUAGUAACUGCAGUGAUGGCUAUCAUUCGGAUGAUUCAACCAGCGAAGAAACGAGUGAAAUGGUUACUCAAUAUCGCACGCUAUAUUUGGAGAACCGAACAGACACUUUGGAGGCUUUGGAUGGAUUGCCGCAGCUGAAACAUGUUCAAAAUUUGAAAGCGAAAAUACUCUUCUCGAUAAUUGUGUUGUCAUUUCGUCUGUGCCAUGCUAUGCGCGAAAGGAAAGUGAUUGAAGUGCGUCGGAUAUUGAAUUGCGCCUUGGACUCGUCGAGUGAGAGUACGCUUGCCUUGGAUCGUGCGGUGCGCACACAUUUGCAGGAGACCGUUGAAUCAUUUCCGGUCGGAGAAAUCGAACGUUCCGUUUUCAAUCAGGUGCUUUCCACUCUCCACGAAUAUCCCUGCUUGGAGUCAUGUCCACCUUUAACGCACUUCGUCAGCGCCUGUGUGCGCUUGGCUUGGCGCAUGAUUAAUCAGAAGUCACCUUAUUACCUUGAUACUGAUUUCAAUCUUGGUUUCUUGCGCCCGGAAAAGCACGAGCGGCAUACGCAAUCAGAUCGGCGCUCCGACUUGAUCAAAGCAUUUCUUUGGCCAGCGCUGAUGCAGAACAACCACUGUGUCUUUAAAGCGAUAGUAGCCACUUAG